Messenger RNA from Linnemannia hyalina, 1890 nucleotides. The record is from the annotation of a GenBank genome assembly. NCBI's taxonomy places the organism in Eukaryota, Fungi, Mortierellomycota, Mortierellomycetes, Mortierellales, Mortierellaceae.
AUGGAGGAUACUCAAUCGUUUCACUUGAUUGAAACCAUGGAUACCGUGGAAAUCACUCUCAAUCAUGUUAAAGGACAGAACAUUGUUUAUUGGGAGGACAUCGAGCAAGUCUUUCCUGGAGUUAAGCGCGUUCGCAAUGGCAAAUCGGUGAUCAAGUUUCUUCGGGGUUCCGAUCAACAAAGCAUCAACCAUUGUUCUCGAUUGGUCCAGGAUGUUGUCUUGUCUACCUCUGUCGAACCUACUCCUGCCCCCGUUUCCAAAGCCAUAUCGCUCCGGCAGAUUGCUAUACGUGCAUCAAGAGAGACACGUGAAUCCGAGAUCGUGGAGCGAUUCAUCUCCCUCUUGGCCCCUGAAGUCCGAGAAACAGUUCGAGCCUCGCCGAACAUCUACCAGGCGUUUGCCGAGGCUAUCAAGGAUGGUCACGGGAAGUUUGAUCCAGCAGAGUUUAUGCAAGAACUGAGUGGGCACUUUCAGGAGCUGAAAGAUUUGGUGGUCAAGAACAGUGACUUGCAGGAAGAAGUGAGGCAGCUGCAGGAGCAAGUCCUUAGCAACCAAAAAGAGAUAAAGCAGCUACAGCAGCGAGCUCUUAAUCAGUUAGCCGUGCUCCAGUCUCGUGUGCAAGCCGUCCUGACUCAGACCUACGAACUGCACGAGUACCCGAUCCCUCGUCUCUUUGUUGUCCUUCCGCAGGACCCCUCAGGAUGGGAUACCAUGAGUCCCUUCUCGAACAAGUUUCGACUCUACUUUUUGUGCGAGUGCGGUGAACACACAAAGUCGAUCAACAGCAAGACCAAGAUCCCUCAUCACAUCCAUCUCGCCAAGCAUGAAGGUUACGAGAUCGCUCGACCCAAGGAAUUCUUUCAGCAGUACGGUCCCUAUGUCCUUACGAUUCUCAAGAUGCUCAAGUUCGGAGUCACGGUCGCUGGCGUUGCUAUGCCUGCAUUUUCACAAUUGAUCAGCCCAGACGUCCUGGGCCAGACUAUCGAUGAUUUGAAGCAGCUGCAAGAUGCCCUAGGUCUCGAGGGGCUUACCGGGCAGGUGGAUAACAAGGAAGCUUUGGAGGGUGCAGAUCUGCGCAAGCUGGAGACGUUCCUGAAGGACAAGGAUGGAAACAAGGUGCUGGGAAAUCUGUACAGGACUGUAACGGACGAGGGACAUGUCAAAUGGGUGUGCAUGGACCAUUACCGCGAGAACUACAACAAGACGGCAGCCGAAGCAUUCCGACGUGCAGUUGAUGCAGUAGGAGGGUCAUUUGACGAGAACAAUGGUCAAGUGAAAGUGGAGCUUCGGUCAAGAGUGAUGGCAGAGCAAUUCUAUUCCGCGCUGGGAAAGGCCAGAUAUGUCUAUGAGCUCGUUAUCAACCUGGCUUUGGAGGGCACCAAAAGCGAUCUUGAAGCUCUUGCAGAUGCACUCAAGACAUCAAACGUGUCGAUUCUUCAUCUUAAUCUCCAAUACUUUCGACCAAACUUCAGCAGCAAACUACAACCGACAUCCGCACGAUACGGUGUUCUUUGUCGCAUCAUGAAACAUCCAAAUAUGAAAAUGAUUCAUAUUGUCCUCCCGAGCGAUCUCAUCAGCCUUUCCAUUUUCCCAUCAAAACCACCAUCCCAUCUUCGCAAGUUAUCCUUCGAGAUGGUGCCUGAAAUGAUUAAAGCAAAGGAACUUGGACAACUGUCAGAGACACUCAAGACCAACUCGAGUCUGACCACUUUGAACUUGGAGCGCAACUCGAUCGGAGACAACGGAGCUCAGGCGCUGUCUGAGGCACUCAAGACCAACUCGACUCUCACCACUUUGAACUUGCUGCGGAACUCGAUCGGAGACAACGGAGCUCAGGCACUGUCUGAGGCACUCAAGACCAACUCAACUCUGACCAUUUCGGGUGUGUAA